UCACGCCGUGUCCAGCCAUGGAUGCGUAGAAUGCCACCUGGAGAAUCCUUCCCCAAAUUUUAUCCUGCCAAGGUUCUCUCUCUCUCUCUCUCUCUCUCUCUCUCUCUCUCUCUCUCUCUCUCUCUCUCUCUCUCUCUCGCUCGCUCGCUCGCUCUGUUUGGUCUGUCUGCGGCUAUGGGGGUGCACCAUGUCAUAGGCUACCGAGGACUCUCACACCGGGGUUGAUACCGUGGUGAUUUUCUCACGCUGUGCUUCUCCGCCAUGGAGUUCACCUCUUCUUCUGUAUUUGACCAGCACAAAGACUGUGUUGAGGAGGUCGACCUCAAUGUGGUGUUCCAUGCAGCAGCCACGGGGGACGUCAACACGUUGACUGCCACGAUCCGUGAGGACCCGUCCAUCCUGGAGUGCUGCGACCGUGAAGGCUCCACGCCCCUGAUGCACGCCGUCUCUGGCAGACAGGUGGAUACAGUGAAGCUACUGCUGAAGAUGGGAGCAUCCAUCAACACCCAGGAUGCGUGUGGCAGGACCUCCCUCUCCCUCGCUACAUAUUUGGGCUGGCUGGAAGGCUGUGUUUGUUUACUGCGAAAUGGGGCAAAACAGAACAUCCCUGAUAAAAACGGCCGAUUGCCACUUCAUGCUGCUACUGCUGAGGUUGACCUCAGACUCAUGGCUGUGUUACUGCAACAAUCAACUCUGUGUGAAAUAAAUCAUCAAGACAAUGAGGGAAUGACAGCUCUUCACUGGGCAUCCUUCCAUAACCGCCCGGAGCACGUGCAGGCCCUGCUGCAGAAAGGGGCAGACCCCACGCUGGUAGAUAAAGACUUUAAGACUGCGCUUCACUGGGCUGUGCAGAGUGGUAGCAGAUUUAUGUGCUCACUAAUUCUUGACCAUCAUCUUGGCUGCUCUGUCAUCAACUAUGAUGAUGAAAAUGGCAAGACCUGCGUCCACAUUGCAGCAGCAGCAGGCUUCAGUGACAUCAUCUACGAACUGGCACGUGUGCCAGAGACCAACCUGCAGGCCCUAGAUGUGGACGAGCGGACCCCUCUGCACUGGGCUGCUGCAGCAGGGAAGGAGGAAUGUGUGCAAGCUCUGCUACAGCUGGGUGUUGAGCCUGGUCCAAGAGACAUCAAUGAGAACACACCCCUCACGUACGCCAUGUAUUGCGGUCACACUGAGUGUAUCAAACUCCUUUCGGCUGAGACCAGGUCUGAGGCAGCUCGACAGGUACACUUUCAGAGCAGUGAUCCCUCCAUGAGAAAGGAGGGCAAAUUCCGUGUGCUGAACCACAUCUUUUCCUGUAAAAAGAAAAAAGAUGUGCAUGCCAUACGACAGAGGGACCUGGGCCAGGAGCAGCAUCUGCAAGAGGAGACCUCCGAAGUGGACGACAUCAUCACUGUGUUUGACUGCAUUGUUGAUCUCCCAAGCAAGGAAGAUGGCCGAAAGCACCCUAAUGAAUCUGAGAAGCUGUAUCUAUUAGAGGACACCACCACCAAGGACUGCAAGAGCCUGCCACCCAUACGUACACAGAGUCUUCCACCUAUCACUCUGGGAAACUCUUUGUCAGCCAACUCACACACUGCAGCACAUGGGACUGUCUCAGGGCAGGGGGUCAGUCAUUUGGUCCGUAGGUCGCAGAAGAGCAAGAGCGAGCAUGACCUGUUUGAUGGCAGUGUGCACGGUCAACAAACUGCUGGACCUGCCUGGAAGACAGAGUCUAGCCAACUGCUAACACACAAGGCUUGGAUCUCACCUCCAUCUACACUGUUGCAAGAAACAGCAAGUCCCAUAGAUGUGCUUUGCUCUAACCAUGUGCCCUACAUUCAGAGAAAUGAUCAAGCUGCAAAUACUCACCUUGUGCCACUAAGGAUAAGAGAAUCUGUCCUGACACGUCACAGUUUGGCUCCCAUUCAUGAUCACUGCACUCAUAGAUUCUCCUUGCCACCUGACCAAGUGUCUCAAGGAGUGAAGAAGUCCAAAUCCCUCCCACUCAGCUCUCUGGGACGUAAUCUGGCAGGACUCCCACCUCCUUUAACCUCCAAGAUUUAUAGGUCCAGCUUCCCUCAGAGCCAGUCGCUAUGUUCCUUUCCCACUCCUCUGACCACUGAGCCCCUGCGCAACAUACAAGUUCUUCCUGCCAUCCCUCCUCAGAGAAAACGAAGCCCCUCACCCCCAAAACUCCAGAAUGUUCACAGCUCAGAGUAACCCCGACAAAAGAACUUAAUAGAUCUUCAGUUUACUAGUGACCUCUCAUAAGCCACAUUGUGACUGGCUCCACUCCGUAAACUUGAAAAUAUUCUUUAGGUUUAAUUAGACUAUUUUAAAGCAAAAAACUAUUGAUCUUCAGAGUUGCCAGUACAUUUUCUUGGCAAUGAGAGAAGGAGAAGGUCCAUUUUAAUUAAUUGUUAUAGAUAAUAUGUUUGAUAAAAUAUAUGAACUUAUUAGCCUAUUUUUCAUACAUUUUUGCACAAUAAUUGAAUUUUUCUCUAUGGCAUGCACUGUGUACUAAAUGGUUUUCUGCUUUACCUUGUAAUUUGAACACAAUUUGAGUAUGUAAUGUGAAUGUUUUAAUGAUGAAAAUGA
Molecule: messenger RNA, 2580 nt
Organism: Electrophorus electricus (electric eel)
Lineage: Eukaryota; Metazoa; Chordata; Actinopteri; Gymnotiformes; Gymnotidae
Gene: ankrd55
Product: ankyrin repeat domain 55
Cellular component (GO): cytoplasm
Molecular function (GO): protein binding
Source: RefSeq, a predicted model, not a curated record